Seriola dumerili (greater amberjack) is the source of this 3213-nucleotide messenger RNA. It is a transcript of the gene slc35a1, whose product is annotated as solute carrier family 35 member A1. Gene Ontology annotation, biological process: pyrimidine nucleotide-sugar transmembrane transport. The coding region runs from base 161 to 1177 and encodes 338 amino acids. Gene Ontology annotation, molecular function: pyrimidine nucleotide-sugar transmembrane transporter activity. The record is from RefSeq and is a predicted model, not a curated record. The transcript is spliced from 8 exons. Gene Ontology annotation, cellular component: Golgi membrane. Lineage: Eukaryota; Metazoa; Chordata; Actinopteri; Carangiformes; Carangidae.
UGGAGGCUGUAUAAUGCCAGGCAGGAAGCUCCAAUUCAGACUCAUUUGUUGAUGUGUUUCAGGUCCGACAACAUUUCUCAGUCAUCACUGUUUAUGGCAUAUAGCGUGAGCAGGAUAACAUACUUUCUUGUCACUCGGACGGACACAAACCGGAGCAACAAUGGCCGGCGAAAACGUGAGUGUGAUCUUCAAGUUGUACUGCCUGACAGUGAUGACUCUGGUGGCAGCUACAUACACAGUGGCGCUGCGGUACACAAGGACUAUCUCAUCUGGAGACCUGUACUUCUCCACAACUGCAGUGUGCAUCACCGAGGUCAUUAAAUUAAUACUGAGCCUGGGGAUGCUGACAAAAGAAACGGGAAGCCUCAACAGACUGAAGAACGCCAUCGUGGAACAUGUGUUCCUCAGCCCAAAAGAGCUGCUGAAGCUGAGCGUUCCCUCUGUAGUGUAUGCAGUUCAGAAUAACAUGGCCUUUCUUGCCUUGAGUAACCUUGAUGCAGCUGUUUAUCAGGUCACCUACCAACUGAAGAUCCCAUGCACAGCUUUGUGUACUGUCCUCAUGCUGAGCCGCUCUCUCAGCCGCCUGCAGUGGUUCUCUGUCUUCAUGCUCUGCGGAGGCGUUACACUUGUACAAUGGAAGCCUGCAGAGGUCACUAAAGUCCAGAUUGAGCAAAAUCCUGCUCUUGGCUUCAUCGCCGUUGCUAUUGCUGUUCUUUGCUCUGGAUUUGCAGGUGUGUACUUUGAAAAGGUACUGAAGAGCUCAGAUACAUCUCUGUGGGUGAGGAAUAUACAGAUGUACCUGUCGGGCAUUGUGGUCACACUGAUCGGUGUUUGCGUGACCGAUGGUGAAAAAAUCCUGGAAAAAGGCUUCUUUUUUGGUUAUACACCCUGGGUGUGCUUUGUAGUAUUCCUGGCCAGUGUGGGAGGUCUGUACACAUCGGUGGUGGUGAAGUACACAGACAACAUCAUGAAGGGUUUCUCUGCUGCAGCUGCCAUUGUUCUCUCAACUGUGGCGUCUGUCAUUUUGUUCGGACUACAGAUAACAAUCACAUUUGCCUCUGGUGCCAUCCUAGUGUGUAUCUCCAUCUAUCUAUAUGGACUUCCAAAGCAAGACACAUCCAAGCUGAGCCGGCAAGACACAGACAAGGAACUCAAACAGAAACUGAUCACUGUGUGAGUCGCUGCCUGCAACAGAGAAACGUCUUGAACCAGGUGUGUCUUUAGGGUUUACUGGGGAUGUAAAAGAGCUCCCGCCCUGGGGGGAUUAGGGAGCCAAUCUGGUUAUAUUUCAAAUGAACACUCAGUUGGGCUGGUUCUGUGUCCAGUUUAUCACAUAGACGACAGCUUUUGUUACAUCUCAGUGUAGGUCUAAUCUGUCAAUCCAGCCCACAUCCAACCACAUGGGACUGGUGAGAGUACUAUGAAUUUUUUAAAUGAUUGAAUGAAAGUUUUUUAUUUUUGUUCAAUCAGUAAUUACUGAUUGACUGUGCAAUGUGAGUGUCUUAUGUCCAUAUCACAUAGUGCUGAAUGUGCCCAAAUCACAGAACAUAUUAUAAAGAAGGCUGACGACCGAUAGCACAUGUGAAUAUAUUUAAAAUAUUUCUUGAGUGUCUUUUAUUUGUAUCACAUCUGUGUCGGAUUCUGCUUUAAAAGUCAAUUUAAAGCUUUUAUUAAAACUGAAUGGAGAUGUACUACCAAGCGACAGUCAGUAUUUCUGAAUUUUCAGAAUACACACAAUCCUAACGAUGGUUUUGAACAGUCGUUCAUUAAACCUUUCCCUAAAAUAGCGACUGUCGAAUCAUAGUUCAGCAAGUGUAAAUAGGUACAGGAGGUCUGUCAAGUUUCAGAUUUUUCCACAUGCUAAAGCGAUGUUUAUGGGGCGGUAGUGUUAGUGAUACUUGUUAUUCAAAGUCUGUUUUUUAGCUUUUCCAAAACAAAAUCAUUAGAAUGACAAUGGAUUAAAUGUAAAUUAAUAGGGUUUGUUUGCUCUUAUGCAGUGGUGGAAAGUAACUAAGUACAGUUACUUAAGUGCUGUACAUUAGUACAGUUUUGAGGUGCUUGUACUUAACUCACUUCCAUCUGCAGCCACUUAACACGUCUACUCCACUACAAUUCCAUGGCACUUCAUUCAUUUGAUAAUUUUAUUAAUUACCCUGAAGAUUGAGAAUAGAAGAAUAAUUCAAAAUAUAAUCAACAAAUUACAAUGUUUACAAGUUACCCCACAGUAUAUAGAUAUUUAAAACAAUGCCCACUUUUACCAGCUGCAACAUUUACCUAAUGUACACAUUAACAAUUAUAAUCCAUUAUUGUGAUAGAUCAACUGUUAAUUUUUAGGACAUGCAGCUUUAACCUCAGUCUUUGAGUGUCAUCAUUUUAAAAAUAGUCAGAAAGAAACAUUAAAGAUUUAAUCUGAUAAGUGCUUUCAAUUUACUCGUGGGGCUAACGUUAGUUUAAUUAGCUGGCUACCAACAGUAAAUAUAGUAAGUGGCAGUUUUCAUUUAAGCCAGCAAAAUUCACGGUCACCAGCAAGUAAUGAGAAGCCAACUUUUGUCUAUCUCAGUCUGAAAUCAAGGUCCCAUUGAGUCGAAAGUUAAGAGGUUCGAGUGCUAAAAAAGCUUGACAGCCAUAGCAACAGUAACCAUGGGGGCAAGGCUUAUUGAACGUUCGGUCAUCAUAGUCUAGGCUCCUCUCUGUAACUAAGUAUGUCAGACUGUAGCAACAAAAGGUCCAUCUCACAGCUGUUCUUAAACUUAACAUCUUCUCACACGAUCUUCCUCAGCAGAAGGUUGUUUGCUCAGUUGUGUGGUAAUUAAAAGGUACAGAUUAUUUAUUUUUUCUGAGCAUUUUAAGGGACUACUUGUCUACUGUUGACUAUAAAGAAAUAAACGUUCUGUCUCCACUUUUAAGUCGUUUAUUUGGGAGGCAUGGAUUUCCAGUUUCUGAUGACAUACCUUUUGUUCUUUUGUAGGUUCAGCACACUGUCAUUGAGCUACUUUGGGCAAAUAAAUGUUUUACACUGAGAACAUACAGGGAGUUUUGAGCAUUGUAUCGUUUAGUGGUUGUUCUCCAUACUCUUUUUGCACAGCAUUGUGGACAUUCCACCUAUUUAAAAUCCGCAUAUUACUGACAUAACCUUUAUCUGUGAUCUUGAAUACAUUGACAUUUCAUUUUGUUCCCAUUGUUUAUAGUAAACUGGUCCUGUUAAAAAAAAAA